Messenger RNA from Cucurbita maxima (winter squash), 1500 nucleotides. RefSeq lists its product as uncharacterized. The record is from RefSeq and is a predicted model, not a curated record. NCBI's taxonomy places the organism in Eukaryota, Viridiplantae, Streptophyta, Magnoliopsida, Cucurbitales, Cucurbitaceae. The transcript has 2 exons. The coding region runs from base 51 to 1430 and encodes 459 amino acids. Gene Ontology annotation, molecular function: glycosyltransferase activity.
UCUAGUAUUUCAUGUAAAGCUUCAGCUUCUACAUUAAUUGGCCUACAAAAAUGUUAUACGAUUCCAUUCUUGCCAGGAGCUUUAGCAAGCAUGAACAAAAGAAGAUGGGCUAUGGAGCUUUGAUGGGUUGCUUGUUCAUUGCAUUUAGCUUCAGCAUUAUGCUCAAACCUCAUCUGGGUCGCCAUUUUCUAGCUUUGAAUCUGAGGCUUUUUCCAAGAGCUUCAGGAAUCAAAAUGGCUGACAUUAUUACAAAGAAGCCAACGCCAGCAUGCAAUUGGAUGGAUUGGACAGAUUUCUGCGACAUUGAUAUGAAUGUUAGAAUUCAUGGAGAAUCUUCCUCAGUGAUGUUUGCUUCAACCGACAUGGAAGAACACUUAGAACGCAACAGCACUUGGAAAAUCAAGCCAUAUGCUAGAAAACAAGAUGCAAAUGCAAUGAAGAACACAAGAGAAUGGUCUGUAAAAGCAGCAAAAAGCCCCCAAAAACUGCCUCAAUGUACACAAAAUCAUAGCGUUCCAGCCAUUCUGUUCUCCCUUGGCGGAUAUGCAGGAAACCAUUUCCAUGACUUCACAGACGUGAUCAUUCCACUGUUCAUAACAGCAAGAAAAUUCAAUGGGGAGGUCCAAUUCCUCAUAACUGAUAGCAAAUCUUGGUGGGUUUUAAAGUAUCAAGCAAUACUAUCAAAGUUGUCGAACUAUGAUAUCAUUUACAUUGACAAGGAGGCGCAAGUUCUUUGCUUUCCUCAUGUCAUUGUAGGGCUCAAACGUGACCCAAAAGAGCUUAGCAUUGAUUCAAACAACCAUUCAUUCUCUAUGAAGGAUUUCAAAGAGUUCUUGAGAAGUUCUUACUCGUUGAACAGAGGCAGAGCAAUGGAAAACAGAGGAAGAGGCAGAGGAAGGAAAAAGUGGGAGAUUAAGCCACGGCUUCUCAUAGUUGCAAGAAGAAAAACACGGUCAUUUACGAACACAGGGGAGAUCAUCAAGAUGGCUAAGAAAUUGGGUUUUCAAGUGAUUGUUACAGAGCCAGACGCUAACUUGAAGAAAGUUGCAGAAACUGUGAACUCUUGUGAUGUGAUGAUGGGAGUUCAUGGCGCUGGGCUUACCAACAUUGUGUUUCUUCCUGAAAGGUCAGUUUUUAUUCAGAUUGUACCAUUUGGAGGAGCAGAAUGGGUAUCCACUAGGUUCUUUGGAGAGCCAUCGAAGGACAUGGAAUUGAAGUAUUUGGGGUAUGAUAUCAGUUUGAAAGAAAGCACGUUGAUUCAGCAGUACCCUAAAGAACAUGUGGUUUUGAGAGAUCCUGUGGCAAUCCAAAAACAGGGUUGGAGUGCUUUCAAGUCCAUCUAUUUUGAUAACCAAAAUGUGAAACUUGAUAUCAAUAGAUUUAGACCCACUUUGCUUAAGGCUCUUGAGCUUCUGCACCACAGUAGCUAGCCAUAUGCAUGCUUUUCAUUUUUAGUCUUUUGGGUCGGUUUGAUAUGACUUUGUAAGUGUUUUGAUAAGU